CUCUGUUUGUUCAAGGAAUUUUGGCCAAGUAAAGAAACUGUGUUGGAAAAUGUCAUUUAAAGACUUAAAUAAUACACCUUCGCGUGUGUUUCUUCAAUUUUGUAUAUUUUUAUCUAUUCAAGAAAAGGUGUAUGGUGGUGGGGAUGGGGCACCACCGUUAGACGGCGAUUACCGAAUGGACGAAUCAACUAAUUUCACUUAUAAUCCCAAAUCUCCACUUGUUUAUUGCUCAUAUUUGCCAUUUGAGUUUUUGAAUUGUAGUGAUCCUCUAGAUUUAAAUGGAAACCAGACAGAAAGGCAAAGACUUGGGUAUGGUUGUACGAAGUGGGGUGGUGAAAAGUAUGAAGAUGUAGAGAUAACUAAGGUUGUUUGUGAAGUAUUUGCUGGUAUAGAAUGUUAUGGAAAUCGAACGUUUUUAAAAGAUGGAUUUCCUUGUAUAAAAUAUAAUGGACACUAUUUUGUAACAACAUUGAUUUAUUCCGUUUUACUGGGUUUUCUGGGAAUGGACCGAUUUUGUUUAGGACAUACUGGUACAGCAGUUGGUAAAUUAUUGACACUAGGUGGCCUCGGUAUCUGGUGGUUUAUUGAUAUAAUACUACUUGUAACCGGACGAUUAAAUCCAGCAGAUGAAAGUAAUUGGGUUCCGUAUUAUUGAAAGACUUACAGUGAUGAACAAACAACCAAGAGAAAGGGCUUGUUUCACAGAAACAUGGAGACAAUGUAGUUUAUAUAGUCCCUUAUUAUCAAAACACUGGACAAUAUGGUUGACAGAUACUGCCACAGUAUUGUUGAAGCUAUCGAUUGUGUGACCAUGGAUGUUGUGAUAAAAGACAGGUGACUCUACAGGUACUGCCAGAGUAUUUUUGAAGCUAUGGAUUGCGUUACCAUGCUUGUUGUGAUAAAAGAAAGGUGACUCUACAGUAAUUGCUUCUGUACAGAUGUAAUUUGCAGAGCUCCUUAUUAUUGAAACAUUAUUGAAUGCCAUCAUUGACAGAUACUGCCAGAGUAAUUUGAAACAAUGGCCUUUGUUACCAUACUUGUCGUGAUAUAAGAAAGAUAACUCUUACAGCCAUUUCUUCUGAUUGGAAGAUAUAAAUAAAUAAUCUGACAUCACUAGGCCUGGAAAUACAUGUAAGGAUUUUAUUUCUACAUGACCAAUUGAUGGGCCCUAUUGAUUUAGUACCUGAUGUUUUUCACUUUGUGUGAUACUUGUAUUAAAACUAUCAACAAAAUGCAUUAAAUAGAUAAAUCUGAGCGGACAAAUUGACUGGCAUCAGGGAAAUUGUAUCUGAUAAAGCCUGACAUUGUUCCUGGCAUUGAUCCUAACAGGUGCCGUAUUUCCAGGCUUGGACAUCAUGGAUGUGUUCAACUUUAGAUUUGACGGAUAUGACUAAUCAGUAAAAUCACAGAAUGAUGUGGCAAAUUGUUCACUGAGUUGAAGUUGAACUUGGGAAAAGUGGAUGAUAAAAGAUUCUGAAUCUUUGACCAGCAGUCAUCUAAUUUCAGAUUCUUGUUGAUAUUGCAGAGCAGUAACCGACAAUAAUAAUGAUAAUAAAAUUGUCUGUAAUAA
Molecule: messenger RNA, 1570 nt
Organism: Patella vulgata (common limpet)
Lineage: Eukaryota; Metazoa; Mollusca; Gastropoda; Patellidae
Product: TM2 domain-containing protein 2
Exons: 5
Coding region: 50-655 (201 amino acids)
Source: RefSeq, a predicted model, not a curated record